AUGGGCUUGGGACGCGGCCCUCGCUUGCAGAAGACAGUACGACAGGCAGACGGCGAGCUGUGAGAUACUGUCGACACAAGCAAGAAACGCCUGGCUUAUAACGUCGUAAUACAAGAAGAACUAGAAGAUUGAGCCAUGAGGAGCUGUCUGUUGCUGCUCCCAGCCCUGCUGCUGCUGCUGGCCCUGCCCGACACCAGGGGGCGCUACAAUGAUGAGUUUGACGACGGGGAGGACCUAGCUGAGUUUGAUGAUAACGACUUUGCUGAGUUUGAGGAUGUUAGCGAGGACCCAACAGUGGAGACUGAAAGCGAGCCUCCACCAAGGCCAGCGCCAUCAUCCUCGCCUGUAGAAGAUGAUGAAGAUGAAGCCACAGUGGAAACUGAGGAUGGGCAAGACGAGUUUGAAGAUGCAGAUGCACAGGAUCAGGAUAUGUUCAACAAGUAUGACCAAGAGGAAUUUGAGGGUUAUGAGUCUAAGUCUAACCCGUCCUUCAAGGACACGCUCAUCUAUCGAGAGGUCCCAGCACAUCUCCAGAAUAGCUGGGAGAGCUACUACAUGGAGAUCCUGAUGGUCACUGGCCUCCUUGCCUACAUCAUGAAUUACAUCAUUGGCAAGAACAAAAACAGCAGACUUGCUCAGGCAUGGUUUAACUCUCAUAGAGAGCUGCUGGAGAGCAACUUUGCCCUUGUUGGUGAUGAUGGUACGAGUAAGGAAGCCACCAGCACGGGGAAGCUAAACCAAGAGAAUGAACACAUCUAUAAUCUGUGGUGCUCAGGACGUGUCUGCUGCGAGGGCAUGCUCAUUCAACUGAAGUUUCUGAAAAGACAGGACCUGCUGAAUGUAUUGGCCAGGAUGAUGAGGCCAACCUGUGAUCAAGUGCAAAUCAAAGUUACUCUGAAUGAUGAAGACAUGGAUACGUUCGUAUUUGCUGUGGGCAGCCGGAAGGCAAUGGGCCGGCUGCAGAAGGAGAUGCAGGACCUGAGUGAGUUCUGCGGAGAUAAGCCCAAGUCGGGGGCGAAGUACGGCCUCCCUGACUCUCUGGCCAUCCUAUCAGAGAUGGGCGAGGUCACGGAUGGAGUGAUGGACAGUAAGAUGGUACAUUACAUCGUCAACCAUGCCGACAAGAUUGAGUCCAUCCAUUUCUCGGACCAAUUUUCUGGUCCAAAAGUUAUGCAAGAGGAGGGCCAGCCUUUAAAGCUCCCUGAGACCAAGAAAACGCUGCUGUUUACAUUUAAUGUGCCUGGGAUGGGUAACACAUCUCCCAAAGACAUGGACAGUCUGCUGCCCCUGAUGAACAUGGUGAUCUACAGCAUUGACAAAGUCAAGAAGCUGCGCCUCAACAGAGAGGGAAAGAUGAAGGCUGAUAGGAACCGUGCCCGUGUGGAGGAGAACUUCCUGAAGCAGACUCACGCUCAGAGGCAGGAGGCAGCCCAGACUCGUCGAGAGGAGAAGAAGAGAGCUGAGAAGGAAAGGAUUAUGAACGAGGAGGACCCUGAGAGGCAGCGCCGUCUAGAGGAAGCUGCCCAGCGUCGUGAGCAGAAGAAAAUGGAUAAGAAGCAGAUGAAGAUGAAGCAGAUUAAAGUGAAAGCCAUGUAAAAACAUAUACAAACACACACACACACUGCUUCCACAGCUCCUGGCAUCUGAGAAUGUAUCCACUACUUCCAUUGCUCCUGCCUGAACCCGAACCUGCCGUCGGACCCUCUCGGAUUUUUAUUUGCAUGCAUGAAUCUUUUUGAUUUGCUGCUUUGCCCCACUUAAACUCUCUGUCCAGUCAGCUUAAUCAGUCACUGCCUUGUUAAUGGAGUAGUCUGCUCUGUUGGAGACCAGUGCUUUAGAGAGUAGCCAAAAAUACUAACCAAAUGUACUAAUAUAUUGCCCAGUAAUAUAGAAUAUAGAAACAUUUAUUUUGCAGGACUUUUCCAAAACAGAUUAUUAGUCUAAACAAAUUUGUGAAAAAUUAAAGAGGUGAAAUAGGGAACCUGCAUAAAACACAAGGGGAAUACCUUUUUCAACCAGCAGCAAGAGGAACAUCAGAGAAACAUUUCUGGCACUAAUCUACUCUUUAUUCUCUGUUUGAAGAAGAUCAGAGACUUAUAUUGACCUUGUCUCCUCGAGGUCAAUAUCUGACCAAACUCUGUUAAAUGGAGUACAAUCAAAUUUGUAAUCCAAUUUAUUCAGUGCAGUUAACACAGCGUUAAGAUUUCCCUUUUUAUAUUCCAUUAAGCUGAACAAAACUCUUUGCCUGUGUCUUUAAAGUUAUACUCCAGCAUUUUUCAGUCUGAUUUCUUUCUGCCCCAUCUGUAUUGUAUGGUUAAAUCAGUAAUUUAAUGCAAUUUCUCUUUGCUAAGAAAAGAAGAGAAAAAUAACUGUCUCAGAAAAUCUGUUCUAAUAUUGACCAGUGAGUGUGUUCAUAUGGAGUUCAGUAUCUGAGCAUCUUGAUUUCUUAGAUUGGAGUAAGAUCUAACUUAAAGUCUGAGUAAAAAAUUAAGUUUGAUCAAGAAGCCUUUAACAACAGAACACUUUUACAGCAACUGUGAAACUGAACGAUUUGAAGAAUCCUCUUUUUUUUAUACUUAAUGUAUAUUGAUAGGGUGGUUUGAUGUUAAAAGUGAGUACAUUGGCUGGUUGCAAAAUGUUCUCAUUAUUUGAUUAUUUAAUGAACUAUGAUCUUUACAAAGUUAUACUUAUGAGGUUUUGUCUAAUUAUCUUUUAAUACUAUAAGAAACAGUUCAGAUUACUUUCACUUUGUUUAAGAAUUGCUGUUAUCUAUAGUGAUGAGGUAUUUAUGCAUAUAUGUAGAGUAGACUGUAUACAAACUCUUUUUAUGAACUAUUUUUGAGGCAGUAGCUUUAGUGGUGAUUCCUUGGUGGCAGAAAUACAUCAGAAUUGUCCUCCACAAGACUCUACUUCAUAAUACAGAUGUGUCAGCGAGAGAUUAAGUUCAGGAAAUGCUGGAGUAUUUAUUUAUUUGAACAAAAAUCCUGUGUGCAGUAGGAAAAGGGGGUGUGUGGCAGAUGUUCCUUUUACCCUUUGCUUCACCUGUUCUUUCCCAUUCUCCUACCCUUGUCUUGGAGCUGUAGCCAUGCUGCUUUUAUCAGCUGAUUCUGGGAGCGUUUUUAACAGGAAGCACAUGCUGUGUUUUGUAAUAAUGCACGCUUCCCUGUCCCUUCUUUCGCAAGUCUUUCGAUUCAAACUCUUUUAUACACAAAUGAUGAGACAGUUUUUUAUGAUGUGAGUAAAGGCUCGGCAUGUCUGCUUGUCCUUGUUGAGCAAAUGCAAUCUGUGUAUGUAUUUAAUAUAAGUAACGUUUUUAAUUUAUCUUAAGUGUGCGCUUCCUCUCGGCAUCACGUGGACGUGUUCACGCUGGUGCUUACUGAGAGAAGCCCUUCCCUUCUACCUGUUUCUGUAAUGUUUGUCUUUUUCCUCAGAGACGGUGAGCAAAUCGAAAUAAAAAUGUGCACUGAACAGAUUAA
Astyanax mexicanus (Mexican tetra) is the source of this 3476-nucleotide messenger RNA. It is a transcript of the gene ccdc47, whose product is annotated as coiled-coil domain containing 47. The record is from RefSeq and is a predicted model, not a curated record. Gene Ontology annotation, cellular component: endoplasmic reticulum. Gene Ontology annotation, molecular function: calcium ion binding. Gene Ontology annotation, biological process: endoplasmic reticulum calcium ion homeostasis. NCBI's taxonomy places the organism in Eukaryota, Metazoa, Chordata, Actinopteri, Characiformes, Acestrorhamphidae. The transcript is spliced from 13 exons. The coding region runs from base 136 to 1596 and encodes 486 amino acids.